CCAUUUAUUUUUAUAAGAAUGCUUGAGCUUUUCCCCUCUUCAUUUUCAUUUCCCAGAAUUUUCUCAGAGAACAAACAAACAAACAUGGCUGUCCUUUUCUGCCUCUUCUUGUAUCUAUCCCUGUCAUCUGUCAAUGUUUUUUCUGCAGGAAUCAUGACCAAAGUUGCAGAGAACCCACUCAGUGCCAGAGCAUCUGUGAUCCGAUACUGGAAGGCCCACGUCUCCGGCAACCUUCCCCCGCCACCGUUUCUUCUCUCCAAGGCCUCCCCUCUAAAUGCCAUGGAAUUGGCCAAGUUUACCAGAAUUGCCGCUCAGAACAAUCUCUCUUCAAACCUGGGCUCCUUCUGCUCCUCAGCCAACCUCCUCUGUUCUUUGGACAACUCCAAACCCGGCCAAGAUCCAAACUUUGCACUAUAUUCCGGUAAAAGCUUUUCUAGGUACGGUUCGUCUAGAAUCGGAGGAGUUGGGUUGUUCAAGAACUACUCCGAUGGGUUAAACACGGCUGCUAAUUCCUUCAAUGAAUACAGUGGAGACUCAGUCGCACACACAGAAGAGUUCAAAGGUUACGCCAAAGAUGUCAAUGUUGCUACUGAUAACUUCACCAAUUACGGCUCCGGCGCCACAGGUGGCUCCGGGGAUUUCACAUCCUACGACGGACGAGUUAACGUGCCGAAUCUUGGAUUUAUCUUGUAUGAUUCCGACGCUAAUUCUCAUAAGCUUUCAUUUUCAAGCUAUACCGAGGAGGCAAAUGCAGGCGCUGAAGCGUUCACAAGCUACGGCAAGAACGGCAAUGCAGUUCCGUCCCAGUUCAACAGCUACAGCAACGACGCCAACAAUAUCAGGUCGGAUUUUACGAGUUACGGCGUGUCGGGGAAUGCGGCGAACGACUCGUUUAAAGGAUAUGGUGAUUCAGGGAACACUCCACACAACAAUUUCAAAACCUAUGGCGUCGGUGCCGAUUCAGGAGUCGAUAAAUUCACCAGCUACCUAGACGGUGCUAAUUCCGGAGAUGAUACUUUCCAAUCUUACGCAAGCCAUGCCCAUUCCGGCGAAGUGAAUUUCGCCAACUAUGGGAAAACAUUUAACCCAGCGAACGAUACAUUCAAAGAAUACGGCAGAGGUUCCUUCGGUGAUCCGAUGAUUGGAUUCAAAACCUAUGGAUCGAAUCCUAAUUUUAUAGAUUACCACAAAAAGGGUGUCACUUUCAGUGAAUACACCGCCCGCGGAAUUUCUCCGGCGAGUUCUCCGGCGAGCAGUCCCACACUUAGAUGGGUGGAACCGGGUAAAUUCUUCAGGGAAUCCAUGUUAAAGGAAGGCAGCGUCAUGGUGAUGCCCGACCUACGGGAUAAAAUGCCGAGAAGGUCAUUUUUGCCCAGACCCAUAUCGACCAAAUUACCAUUUUCGUCCUCGAGCCUGCCGGAGCUCAUGCAGAUUUUUCACGCCGAGCAGAAUUCAAGCAUGGGGGGCGUGCUCGCCACCGCGGUGGCGGAGUGCGAGAGGGCACCAAGCCGAGGGGAGACAAAGCAAUGUGUCGGCACAAUUGAGGACAUGAUCGACUUUUCCUCUUCCAUCUUGGGCCGCAAUAUCGAGCCCAAGACCACGGAGACAGUGAGGGGGUCAAAGCAGAAGAUCGUGAUAGGAAAAGUCAGAGGAAUCAACGGCGGACAAGUGACUAAAUCGGUGUCUUGCCAUCAGAGCCUGUACCCGUAUCUACUGUAUUACUGUCACUCGGUACCUCAAGUUAGGGUAUACGAGGCUGAAAUCCUGGAGGUGAAGAGCAGAGCUAAGAUCAAUCGAGGUGUUGCCAUUUGUCAUAUUGACACAUCAGCAUGGGGUCCAGGUCAUGGAGCCUUCGUGGCACUGGGGUCAGGCCCUGGACAAAUAGAAGUCUGCCACUGGAUCUUUGAGAAUGACAUGACUUGGACCAUUGCUAAUUAAGGACUAAUUAAUAAUCUGAUCUUGGGUUUUAUUUAUAAUCUUCUCUUUUAACAUUUUUAUAUUUACUAGAGUGAACUUUCCCCCUUUUUCCACCUUUUUCGGCUUUUUAUCUGAGUAUUAAUUAUUUCUUCCUUGUUUGAAAAUUUGGUUCUAGUUGCGUUUUUGUUUUAUCCUCAUAAGUUGAAUUUUAAAAUGUUUUCGUUGAUGAAUCAAUACUUUUCAUUAAU
Molecule: messenger RNA, 2165 nt
Organism: Rubroshorea leprosula
Lineage: Eukaryota; Viridiplantae; Streptophyta; Magnoliopsida; Malvales; Dipterocarpaceae
Source: the annotation of a GenBank genome assembly